Messenger RNA from Lolium perenne, 972 nucleotides. RefSeq lists its product as uncharacterized. NCBI's taxonomy places the organism in Eukaryota, Viridiplantae, Streptophyta, Magnoliopsida, Poales, Poaceae. The record is from RefSeq and is a predicted model, not a curated record. Gene Ontology annotation, cellular component: nucleus. Gene Ontology annotation, biological process: cell differentiation; regulation of DNA-templated transcription. Gene Ontology annotation, molecular function: sequence-specific DNA binding; zinc ion binding.
AUGCGGAAGCCAACAUCGUUCUUGGAUGAUGUCUGUCUCAGCGAGGAGGAUGAGAAUUUUGACCCUGCGGAUCCCUUGUGCUGCCCCGACGAUCCGCUCGACGAGGUGCUAAAGUACAUACCCACGUUGGACGAAAAGAUCCUAGAGGCUCUCGGAAUUGAUUGCUCGUCGCCGCCGCAGCACGACGCGCAGCUGGUACUAUACCGGCCGACCGCAGAGGAAGAACACGGUGCGCAGGGCCUGAAAAGCACGAGCGCCGCCGGCAACUCGUACUACUCAGCAACAUCCUCCGGUUCCUCCUACUGCGGCCUAUCGUCGGCGUCGACGUCCUGGGAGUCCGAGUCAGCGGGUAGAGCCUCUUCUUUCCAAUACUGGAACGUGCCGACGAAGCGCCGCCGCCAAGCAGUCAAUGUCCGCAACCGCAAGCGGCCAUGGUCACAUACGUUCCUGACCUUUCCAUCCACUCCCUUGGCGGCGGUUGUCCACGACGCACACAAUAACAUUGGUGAAUUCAGUUAUGACAACGACAUUAAACCCCGAAAACUCGGUCUCCUUGAUGAUGGCGGCAACUUCAGCAAAAUCGGUUAUAAAAGUAAAGCGGGCAAAUUGAGCUCCGGCAAUGUCAACGGAGGCCACCGGCCAUCAGCGGGGCAAAAGCGGGAAAAGCAGAAGGAGGGCACGUGCAGCCACUGCGGGACGACGGAGACACCGCAGUGGCGAGCCGGGCCGAAUGGCCCUCGCACUUUGUGCAACGCGUGCGGCAUCCGGUACAGGAUGGGCGGUGACAAGCUGGUCCCGGAGUACCGGCCGUCAACGAGCCCCUUCUUCAAGAACGGCGAGCAUUCCAACCGCCACAGCAAGGUGGAGAAGCUCAGGGAGAAGAAGGUGAAGGCCCUCAAGGUCGGCUUCAGCUCAGUUGGCGUCUUGACGCCGGCGAGGCCAGGCGGCAGUGUAGAUAGCACAAUUCCUUAG